Molecule: messenger RNA, 1422 nt
Organism: Mollisia scopiformis
Lineage: Eukaryota; Fungi; Ascomycota; Leotiomycetes; Helotiales; Mollisiaceae
Exons: 2
Coding region: 173-1150 (325 amino acids)
Biological process (GO): ribose phosphate metabolic process; nucleoside phosphate metabolic process
Molecular function (GO): ADP-ribose pyrophosphatase activity; ADP-glucose pyrophosphatase activity
Source: RefSeq, a predicted model, not a curated record
GUGCAUCUCGAAGGCUUCGCCCUGAAGAAGGCAGCCAUGACAGCCUUGGCAACUUUGGCAGCCUUCAGCCUUUCAAUUUCAAACCUCCUUCAACUAUAGAGAGGAGAGUACUCAACAAUCUUUAUUUUCAACGAAUGUUGAGUUUCAUCACUUCCUUCAGCCCUCAUAUCAGAUGGCCACCUCCAACAAUAUAGAUCUCAAGGAUGCAAAGCCUCACUCUGAGAACGGCAGCUCUGAAGGGCAAUUCGAAUCAUUCAUCCUCCCAGACUUCAGUCCUCCAGUCACAGUCACGCUAGCAGGAGAUCUCGAUGAAAAAUUCAACAAGCAGAUGCUAGGGACCUACGAACCAUUCGUCGAAUGGGUCCAACAACUCAAGAAAUCCCUAGAUUUGCAAAGAAAAGAAGAAGAUGACCCCGAAAAGAGACAUCCAUUUCACGACGAUCCAUAUGAGCUCAAAAGCAUCCACAUCCAAGCAGUUGAUUUCUUCGGAUCCCGCAUCGGCUUCCUGAAAUACAAAGCCAUCAUCCAAAACAAAAAAGGCAACAAAGGAAAGCCGAUGCAACUUCCUGGGUCGAUAUUCAUGCGUGGUGGGAGCGUGGGUAUGCUUAUGAUUCUUCGACCGAAGGAUACCAGCGACGAGAAAUGGGUCAUCAUGACAGAACAAGCCCGCAUCCCGGCCGGCAGUCUUUCAUUCCUCGAAAUUCCAGCUGGGAUGAUUGAUGAUCGAACGAAAGACUUCAAGGGGGCUGCGGCGAAUGAGAUUGAAGAAGAAACAGGCUUGAAGAUCAAUCGCGACCACUUGCUGGACAUGACGGAAUUGGCACUUCGAGGCUCGCCGAAUCCAGAAGGUUUGAAGGCCGCUAUGUAUCCUAGCCCAGGCGGCUCGGAUGAAUAUAUUGCGCUGUUUUUGUGGGAGCAGGAGAUGGAACGGUUGGAGAUUGAGAGCCUAAGGGAAAAGUUGACUGGGAACAAGAAGCAGGGAGAGAUGAUCACGCUGAAGUUGAUACCUUAUGGGGAUCUGUGGAAGGUGGCUACCAGGGAUGCAAAGAUGAUGGUUGCGUGGGCUCUUUAUGAGAGUUUGAAAAGGGCGGGUAUCUUGGAUGAUCUCGGCAAUCUCGUUGAUGAUGGUGCUGGAGGUAUGGCGUCCUGAUCACGAUAUGGUGGACUGCGUUGACUGGUCAGUGCCCAGCAAGCCAGCAGGUAUGACGCUAAGGAAUAAAAGAUAUACGAAUCAUGAUCCGACGGACUCCAAGGAAAGAAGUAGCAGCAAGUCGAGGAAGAAGCAGAGAGUGUGAAAGAGUGAGAAUGACCCUUCGAUUUUCUGUUUGCCUAGAUGUUAUCCUUUCUGUCGAUCAAAUUGUCAGGUUUAUAGAAAGUCUUGGAGUUGUGGAACGUUCAGCAGCGUUGUCUUGGAAAGCUUGG